CGGAGGCUCAGGCUGGAGCAGAAGACCUGGGCGUGACUGGAGAGCCAGAGGGCGGGGCCUCAGCUGUCGGCAACUGGGCAGCGCUCUGCGCCGCGCUGCUGCAGCUCAACUCCAGCUACCUUGGAUACCUGCAGGAGCCUACCUUCUCCGCCACUUCUGGUGUCACUGCCCAAAUGGAGAUACUGUGGAAUGAGAAGGUCAGUUCCGCCUCUCUCUUCGCCUUCCAGACUGUGGCAGACCAGGUUCAGAUGGGCUUUGUCAGGUGGCCCCACUACUCGCUCCUUCCAUAAGUGAGGGCCGAUGCCCCAAAGUCCUCCAGAGAAGAGCAAGGCCUACCCCCGCCGACGCCCUGGGCACGACACAGGCCGUGGGAGACCCGAGGCUGCCUCAGCCACAGCCAUGUACACCUUCCUGCCCGACAACUUCUCGCCUGUCAAGCCCAAGCCAUCAAAAGAGCUGAAGCCGCUGCUGGGCUCAGGGGUGCUGGGGCUGCUGCUGGUGUUAGCCGCAGUGGUGGCCUGGUGCUACUACAGUGCCUCUCUACGCAAGGCAGAGCGUCUGCGCGCGGAGCUGCUGGACCUCAACCUCGGUGGCUUCUCUAUCCGCAACCAGAAAGGUGAGCAGGUCUUCCGCCUGGCCUUCCGCUCGGGUGCGCUGGACCUUGACUCCUGCAGCCGCGAUGGCGCUCUGCUGGGCUGCUCUCAAACGGCAGAUGGGCGUCCACUACACUUCUUCAUCCAGACUGUGCGACCCAAGGACACAGUCAUGUGCUACCGUGUGCGCUGGGAGGAGGCAGCGCCGGGCCGCGCAGUGGAGCAUGCCAUGUUCCUGGGAGACGAGAGGGCGCACUGGUAUGGCGGCGCUGAGAUGAGGACCCAGCAUUGGCCCAUACGGCUGGAAGGCCAGCAGGAGCCACAGCCGUUUGUCACCAGCGACGUCUACUCCUCCGACGCAGCAUUUGGAGGCAUCCUGGAGCGCUACUGGCUGUCAUCACGUGCGGCUGCCAUCAAGGUCAACGACUCAGUGCCCUUCCACCUGGGCUGGAACAGCACAGAGCGCUCACUGAGGCUGCAGGCACGCUACACUGACACCCCCUACAAGCCACCAGCCGGCCUCCCCGCAGCUCCAGAGCUCAGCUACCGCGUGUGCGUUGGCUCAGAUGUCACCUCCAUCCACAAGUACAUGGUACGGCGCUAUUUCAACAAGCCAUCAAGGGUGCCAGCACCCGAGACCUUCCGGGACCCCAUCUGGUCCACGUGGGUGCUGUACGGGCGCGCAGUGGACCAGGACAAGGUGCAGCGUUUUGCCCAGGAGAUCCGCCGGCACCGCUUCAACAGCAGCCACCUGGAAAUCGACGACAUGUACACACCUGCUUAUGGUGACUUCGACUUCGACGAGGUCAAGUUUCCCAACGCCAGUGACAUGUUCCGCCACCUGCGCGACACUGGAUUUAAAGUCACGCUCUGGGUGCACCCAUUUGUCAACUACAAUUCCUCAUCCUUUGGCGAGGGUGUGGAGCGAGAGCUGUUUGUGCGUGAACCCACGGGCCGGCUGCCCGCGCUGGUGCGCUGGUGGAAUGGCAUCGGCGCGGUGCUGGACUUCACGCGCCCCGAGGCCCGCGACUGGUUCCAGGGGCACCUGCGGCGGCUGCGCUCGCGCUAUGAGGUGGCCUCCUUCAAGUUCGAUGCAGGUGAGGUCAGCUAUUUGCCCCGGGACUUUAGCACCUACAGGUCGCUGCCAGACCCCAACAUAUGGAGCCGGCGCUAUACUGAGAUGGCGCUUCCCUUCUUCUCACUGGCUGAGGUCCGCGUGGGCUACCAGUCUCAGAAUAUCUCCUGCUUCUUCCGCCUGGUGGACCGUGACUCCGUGUGGGGCUACGAUCUGGGACUGCGCUCGCUCAUCCCCGCCGUGCUCACGGUCAGCAUGCUGGGCUACCCAUUCAUCCUGCCCGAUAUGGUGGGUGGCAAUGUGGUGCCUGAGCGCACAGCGGGCGGCGGCAAUGUGCCAGAGCGCGAGCUCUACGUGCGCUGGCUGGAGGUGGCCGCUUUCAUGCCCGCUAUGCAGUUCUCAGUCCCACCCUGGCAAUAUGACGCUGAAGUGGUGGCCAUCGCACACAAGUUCGCCGCACUGAGGGCCUCGCUUGUGGCACCGCUAUUGCUUGAGCUGGCAGGUGAAGUCACCGACACUGGAGACCCCAUCGUGCGCCCGCUUUGGUGGAUUGCGCCCGGCGAUGAGACAGCGCACCGCAUCGACUCACAGUUCCUUAUCGGGGACACACUGCUGGUGGCACCAGUACUGGAGCCUGGCAAGCAGGAACGUGACGUCUACCUGCCCGCCGGCAAGUGGCGCAGCUAUAAGGGCGAGCUUUUUGACAAAACACCAGUGCUGCUCACCGAUUAUCCUGUGGACCUGGAUGAGAUAGCCUACUUCGUCUGGGCAUCCUGACCCAGCCCAGGACCCAGAGACCCCACAGGUCUAACCCAAGUCUUUUAUGCAGGCCUUUCACCCUCUAUUAAAUACAACUACACCGUGUAUCCCCAGGGAGUCCCUACCUCUGUACCACCCACUGUGUGGGUGCUGACAUAAAUGUGCUCCACCCAGCUCCUGUAGGGCCAGGGGAGGGGGCAGUGAUGCACAAUCCUAACAGCUCCCUUCCCUACACACUCACUCCAUCUGCAGAAACCUUUUCCAUGAGGUGAGGGUGAGUGAGCUUAGAGGAGAAAAGGUUAGUUCCUGUUACACAUGGUUGGGUUUUAAAAGCACACAAAAAAAUCCCUUACCCUUUUUCCUGGCCUGAGUGGCCAUCUUGUCCUUCUGAAGUGGGCACUUGAUCCUCUUUAAGGUCCCAAAAUAGCCCCCUGCCACACUUAGAAGAAGGGUACAUUCUUGGAAGUGGAAGACAGGCCCUGAGUUCCCAGCAUUGGCCUAAACUGUGGCUGACCUGCUCUCCCUUGAGCUGGCAAGAAGGGAGAGGAGUAGUUGGCCAACUGACAAGGAAGCAGGAGGUCCCCUCCCAGGAGACAGGAGGACUUGGUUCAGCACAGUGCCAUCAUCACUGCCCCUCAUUUGUGAGCGGGCUCCUAACACUGCACCAACCCACCUGUGCACACGUACGCACUCGGCCGUGGGCCAAGGCCACCGUCCAAUGGGCAGAGACUUGCAAAACCUUGCAGAUUAGACUUGGUGCCUUAAUCUAAGAGCCUUUCUGUGUGUGUGUGUGUGUGUAGAGGCAUCAUGUGUCCCUGGGUCUGCAGAAUGAACACAACACGUCUGAGACUAGAUUAGCCUGGAGGGAGGGGGCAGGGAGCAGAUCUGAGGCUUUGAUUGUUGACUUGUCUUCCCCGCAGGCGAUGUGCCUGGGACUACGGUAAAAAAUAAAUAGCCCUUCAAGAUUCCUUAGCUGCCUCACUCCCUGAACACGGGGCAGGGUAGUGGCCUAAAAGGAAGAGAUAGCCUUAUUCUGGUGGUGGUGUGCUUCAGCACACAAGCUACACAGGUACAUCUCCACCUGCAAAUAUGCGUACAGGAUAAGGUCUUUCACCGUCAGCCGUUUUCCCUUUCUGAGAACAAUCUCAGCCAGAGAAAGUUUUUUUUUUUUUUUUUCUGACUUUGCAGUUCAGUCUAGAGAAGAAGUGGCUUGUCCGAGCAGAGAGGCCGGAAACAAGGCAGGGCUCAGCCUCCUUCCACGGCUUGGACAGCAGACCCAGUCCCGCAGCCCUAGAGAAUGCAUCCCUUUGCCCACCCCUCCACCCCUCUAUUUCCUCCAUGUGAAGAAUGCCUAAUGCAAGUUUAAGGGUACUCACAGUUGCCCAUCUCCAGUGCUGAUUCUACCAGUCAUCAAUAAGCUGUGUGACCUUGAGCAAGCUGUUUAACUUCCCUGAGCCUCAAUUUCCUCUUAUGCAAAAUGGUGAUAAUAAAGCCUACCUCCCAGGUUGUUGUGGGAAUUAUAAGCACAGAUGUACAUAAAGUGCCUGGCACAAGUAGGUGCUCAAUAAAAGGUAGCUAUUAUAAUAC
Molecule: messenger RNA, 4014 nt
Organism: Phyllostomus discolor (pale spear-nosed bat)
Lineage: Eukaryota; Metazoa; Chordata; Mammalia; Chiroptera; Phyllostomidae
Gene: MYORG
Product: myogenesis regulating glycosidase (putative)
Exons: 3
Coding region: 301-2445 (714 amino acids)
Biological process (GO): skeletal muscle fiber development; carbohydrate metabolic process
Molecular function (GO): hydrolase activity, hydrolyzing O-glycosyl compounds
Source: RefSeq, a predicted model, not a curated record